Somion occarium is the source of this 3492-nucleotide messenger RNA. The record is from the annotation of a GenBank genome assembly. NCBI's taxonomy places the organism in Eukaryota, Fungi, Basidiomycota, Agaricomycetes, Polyporales, Cerrenaceae.
GCGGGACGAGCGGCGCGGCGAGAAAGGUGUCUGAGCUGUGGACUCGAGUUCUCUGCUUGGAUGUCCUCUACACCGUCUCCUGCGGUCCCAAACCAUCCCUCAUCACCGUCUCAUUCAGCUUGCUCAUCGUGGAGGACGACGGCCAGCUCCCAACUGUCCUCAGGUCCCUAGACUUGAGAAACGAUGAGACGAUGGAACCCGUUUGCUGGUACCCAAUCUCCGACCACCACUCCCGUCCCUCUCACUGUCGAUUCUCCUCCCGUUGUCACUCCCCCGGAUGCGAAGUAUUUUGGGCUCGAGAACUUUGGCAAUACUUGUCGGCCGUCGAUCAUAGAUUCUCGAUAGUCCUUUGGUUGCUGUUUGUCUGGGUCUAACGCAUGCGAGGUGGGAUAUAGAGACUAUCCUCCCUUGUUCCUACAUUUCUCUCGUCCUAUACCACGCCCUCCCCUUGCGCUUUGCUAACUCUUGGUCUCGCAGCUAUGCCAAUUCUGUCCUACAAGCCCUCUAUUUCUGUGGUCCUUUCCGCGACUUCGUCCUCCAAUACCCCGACCUUUCCGUUCCCGACCUCCCCCCUCCAGUUCCCACCCCAGUAUCGCCUCCACCUCCGCCGCCCACCUUUCAACGACCCAGGACUGCUCGCAAGGCUUCCAUCUCCGACAGCCCACAUCCCGGUCUCUCAAGUCAGGCCGCAACCACCGGCCCAAACGCAAACGCAGGCACAAGUGUACAGACUCCCAUACCCAUACCCUCUUCCCCUCCCACACUACUCUCCGCCCUUCGAUCACUCUACCUUCACAUCAGCCGAAACCCUGCAGACAAGGGUACUGUCGCUCCCCGAGCGUUCAUCGACAAACUCAAAGAGCUGAACGAUUUCUUUCGGCCAGCUCAGCACCAGGAUGCUCACGAAUUCCUCAACUUCAUGCUCAACAAGAUUGUAGAAGAGAUGGACGAGGAUCGCCGAAACGGUGUCGUAGUUGCCUCGAGUGGGUUUACCACGGCUUCGAAUCCAUCGAAAGAAGACCUGUCCCAGUCGAUAUCAACCCUAAAUUCCUCGGUCACAGCACCGCCCGCGAGUACAGUUUCUGCCUCGACCUCUCACCCAACCUUGUCAUCUACCUUUGUUCAUCGUCUCUUCGAAGGCGUGUUGACGAGUGAGACUCGAUGUUUGACGUGUGAAACUGUGUCGUCAAGAGACGAAUCAUUUUUGGACCUCUCCAUUGAUAUUGAACAGAACUCGAGUGUCACAGCUUGCUUGAGGCAGUUUUCGGCGAGUGAAAUGCUUUGUCAGAAGAACAAAUUCUUUUGCGACUCGUGCUGUGACCUCCAGGAGGCUGAAAAGAGGAUGAAGAUCAAGAAACUGCCCAACGUUCUUGCACUCCACCUCAAACGGUUCAAGUAUCAGGAAGAUACAGGUCGAUACAUCAAGCUGGCCUAUCGAGUCGCGUUUCCCUUCCAGUUGCGACUGUUCAACACUGUCGAUGACGCUGACAACCCUGACCGACUGUAUGAGCUCUUUGCUAUCGUCAUACACAUUGGAACAGGUCCUCACCACGGACACUACGUCAGCAUCAUUAAGGCACGCGGGACUUGGUAUCUUUUUGACGAUGAAAACGUCGACGCUAUCAAAGAGUGCGACAUCGUAAAGUACUACGGCGACAAUAACGGUUCUGCCUACGUCCUAUACUAUCAGGCAGCCGAUCUAGACGUUACUGCGCUUGGACUGAGACCACCGCCGGGAGCUGCGCCGCAGUCGACUAACCCGCCCCGAGAUACACCUUCGGCCGCACAGAGUAUUGCCGUAUCCGUCGGUACAAGUCUUGAGGAGGCGAACCUUCCAGCGUUGCCUCCUGGGUUGGUGCAGCCAAAGUAUUCGGAUGAGAAGGAACCUGCACCAGCUACUCCUGUAACCCCAACGUCACCGCUCGCUUCACCCCGUACCCAGUCUCCCAAUUUGUCUGUCACUAUUCCCCCUAACUCGACAGAGUCAAAUCCUUCAACGCCCACCGCACCCGCUACUCCCGGUACCCUCAAUACACUGUUUAAUACCCUCAGACACUCGCCCUCAGGGAAGAUACGAAGACAUGUACUCGACACGAAAUCAGAACCUCCACCGCCAUUGCCUACUCCUUCCACCUCGACAUCGACUUCUUCGAUAAAUCCCGGGGCCACUGCCUCCUCAUCCGUCACAGAUACUUCCUCUUCCUCUUCCCCUCCCCCUCCACCUUUGAAACUUCCGAAUGGGAAGGAAAAGGAACGGGAGCCUGAGCGUAAGCCCAGCGGGUGGUUUUCCAGGCGGAGGAGUGUUAGGGAUGAAAAAGUCAAGGGUGCCCCGAGUAGUUUCCCGAGUCUAGGGAAAGACAAGGACGAUGGUUCCAGUACUCCAAAUUGGCUGAAGCAUGCUGGACGACUAGGCCGCCGCGCCUCUGAAGUUGGUUUCCACGACUCGAAUACGCCUUCCUCACCACGAGCACUAUCUCCUCCGUCCACAGCGCCGUUACCAAGCGUUCCUUUCAAUUCUUCACCCCUUCAUUCACUGCCAGACCACAAGAAGUCUACCCCGGAGUUGUCCAACGGGAGACGAAGACUCCCUCAACGACCAUCUACUGCCGGAGCUUCUAUUGGCUCCAGACCUCGCUCUGCAGCCGCACCUCCGUUACCGCCGCUGCCGAACUCGCCAACAUCAUCUAAUGGGCAACAGAGAUCCUCACCCAUACCAAACGAUAUCCCAUCAUCACCUCGGGAUCGUAGACCGAACGGAACCAUCCAUUCGUUCGAAGUACGACGCCUUGCUCGACCUCAAAGCUCCUCCUCUGCGAUGAUCCCCGGGCUUGGUUUUAGUUCAACCUCGAAUGGGACGUCGAGUACGCUCAAUACGUCAUCUCAUAGUGGCGAUGGAAGCAGCACAAGUACCGGUGAUCAUCCCCCCACUGUCAACACCAACCGUAAACGAUCUUCGCGGAAGCUGAGCUUCACUGCGCCGAUACUGGGUUUCGGACGAAAAGAUCGAGAUAAAACCAAGGACAAGGCUAAAGAUCUACAUGUAUCUUCGCCGCCGUCAACGUAUCCCUCUGGUGCCCAGAUACAGUGAUCUUCAUUUGCAUUGCAUCAUCCGGAGCUUGUAUACCUUAACACGUCUUUUAUCCCCACUUAGAUGGGUUCUUCACACUCUCAUUGGCGAUAUGUAACUUUUUGUCUAGUACUUUGCCAUUCGUUUCACAUUUGUCUCUUCCUUUUUACUUGCCUCAGCAAUAUUGUAUACUUCGAUCUUUCCUGUCAUCCUCGCAGAGCACUACUACAUGCACGCCCGUCCGUCCUGACCUAAGUUACAUCUUUGAGUAUUACAUUUCAUUAAUGUACGCAGUAAAUUACAAGCUAUUUGUCUCUAGUGUUCGGUCGUUCCAGUUGACAUAGGCCAUCUUCGGAUCGUCUGAGAACAACUGAGUGCCGCCGUAAUAGUAAGGUACCGAAUUUGGAUCUCGGUCUCGUAAAAUC